AUGAAUAAAUUACUUGAGAUAAAUAGGGAGCUCAGAGAUAUCCCAGAUCCUUAGAUAAGAUCUCGCGAGUUCUUUAUCAAGAAGAUCCAAGUGACCUAUGGGUACGACAGAGAAAACGCAGAGAAGACCUACGAGUACAUGAAGUUACAAAGAGCUAAACUUGCUUUAGGUAUUGCUUGCGGAACUGCUGCUGUGUUGUGGGCAAGACCAAUCCAAAGACACGCUGAGAAAUAUAGCGCUAUUUUUAAAAAGCCAUGGAUGAAGGCUCCCAUCUACUCUGUAGCUUUUCUCUGUGCUUUUUACGGAGGAAUCUAACUUCCAUCUCGUAUUUUCUACAAGCUCACUCCCUCCAAGAACACUGGAAUCAGCCACUCUGCCUACACUGGAAACUUAGAUAUGGUGAGCAAGUUCCGUAUGUUCGAGACCUUCGAGCCAAUCAACCCUAAGGGUUAAAUUGCAGACUACCUCACAGUUUAUGGAACUGAUCCAUUAACCAAAACUGAAUUGAUUGACAACAUCGCUCUCCAUGCUCUUAAAGAAUUUGAUCUUGCCAACAUGUUCUAAAUAAAGAGAAGAGGCAAGGAUAAGGACCCAAUUUUCUGGAGCUUUGGUAAGAUUCACGGUCUAGAAAAUAUCGCCUUCGCCGAUGAAUGUGAAAUUAAAGCUACUAAAGGAAAUCCAGUAAGAAUCUAAAAGCUUGUCAACAGAUAUGAGGGAUCUCCAUUAAUGAUAGACUCAUAUGAGCAUUUAGUUCAAGAGACAAGGAAUGCCUUGAAUGGAUAUAAAGAGAAGGUUGAAAAGAUGACAUUAAAUCCAUCUGACAGAAAGAAACUAUUGGCACUUCCAUUCUAUUUAUCAAAGAGAUCAGAAGAUCCAGCACCAAAGAGAGGCCAAUACGAGUAUCAACUCUUCAAGGAACUUACUGGUAAGGAAUGGGAGACUUAUGAUGGAGUCAACUUUGAUCCUGAGAGCAAGAUCAACGAGUUUGAGUACGAGAAAUUUAUUAAUCCACAUCUCCUUAAGAAUGAUGAUCUGACCAGCUCAGAUGAAUUUAAGAAGUUGAUUAGAGUCCUCAACUACUUCUCAAGAACUGAGAUUGAAAAGCAUGAAUAAAACAAAAAGGCUUUCUAGAAUCUCAUGCCAAUUCUAAGAGGCCUUACUCCCUCUGAAGUUGAGAUUCUUGUCCACAAAAUCAAAAACUCAAACCAAAAUAUUAGUGAUUCAAUGACAGAAGAAAUUCUCAAUGAAUCUGUCCUGAGAGAUGUGGAGGAAGGUUUAGCUAAGGUAUCUGAGGAACAAAACUAUCUUGCCAAGAACAGAUACAGACUAGAAAGAACUGUCCUUGACUACGGCGACAAAAAGCGUCAGCCAGUUGACCAUAGAAGACUUCAUGAAAUGCUUAAGAAUAGGCCUGCCUUCAGAGCAAAGAUUUUGGAUGAGAUCUAGACUCAUGAAGAGGGCAGAUUCAACCCAUAAUGGGAGCAUGGUAUUCUUUCAUAUAUCAGCGACGGUUCAGUCGGUGCCAUGAAAGACCUAGUCAGAGAACUUGGAAUUAACAGCGAGAACAUUCCAUUCAUGAACGUUGGUGACUUGCAAAAGACAAGAGACAGUCUGUUGACUCAGCCAAGUGACCACUAAUUCCAAUUCUUGCUGAACGCUCUGUUCUCACCAAUCGAUAUGACUGACUAUGAGAACACAUUCGUUGGCUUUGAUGAAAUCGUAGGAGGCAUGCCCAAUCUUGAUUACAGUUCACUUAAACCAAUGUUUGAGGAGCCAUACCCUACUACCCAUCAGCUUGCUGCUCUGGAAACACCUGAGGCACCAUACAGAAACUCAAGAUCUAGAACUCACAGAGAUCUUUAAGAUCUAAAGGCUGCUGAAGCUGAGGCCGCUGCUGAAGGCGAUGAUGAAGAGGAAGAAGAAGAGGAAGGAGAUGAAGAAGGAGAAGGAGAAGAGGGCGGUGAAGAAGCAGCCGCUGAGGAAGAAGCUGAUGAGGAAUAUGAAGAAGAAGCUGAGUGGCCACCAAAAGACAGAAUUGAAGCCAACGAAGGCGAAGAUAAAUUCUUCAUCAGAGAUGAGACGAUAAGAAACAAAUUCAACGAGAUCGAAAUCGACUCAUUCAUGAAGCUCAUGAACAUCAGACCAACCUUCUCCUGGGAAGACCAAACUGGCUAUCACAACAGACUCGGAGCCCAUGUCUACGAGGACGAGGCUCAAGAACUAGAUCCAGCUUUUCACUUGUUAGGAGAAGUCGAAAGAAAGGAAAUGGAAAGAAGAGAAGUCGAAGACUUCAGAAGAGGUACAGAGGUAAAGUUCGUACUCAAAGAGAAGAGACCCAUCAGCCUUAACUACAGAUUCUGA
Messenger RNA from Stylonychia lemnae, 2361 nucleotides. NCBI's taxonomy places the organism in Eukaryota, Ciliophora, Spirotrichea, Sporadotrichida, Oxytrichidae. The record is from the annotation of a GenBank genome assembly.